Molecule: messenger RNA, 3084 nt
Organism: Rattus norvegicus (Norway rat)
Lineage: Eukaryota; Metazoa; Chordata; Mammalia; Rodentia; Muridae
Gene: Acsf2
Product: acyl-CoA synthetase family member 2
Cellular component (GO): mitochondrion
Molecular function (GO): medium-chain fatty acid-CoA ligase activity
Source: RefSeq, marked provisional
CCGCGGGGACCCAGUCCUCCUCAUCCCAUAGGCAGAGCGACCCUCCCGCCUCCCUGCCGGCUUCUUCUUCGCCCCCGCCCGUUCGCUUUCAAAGUUUACUCCGGGCUGGGACCCGCGGCGGAAGCGAACCAUGGCUGUCUACCUCGGGAUGCUGCGUCUCGGGAGGCUGUGUGUCGCGAGCCUGGGGGCGCGGGGGCCCCGGACGCCGCUCUCUCGACCUUGGCCGAACUCGAAGUUGCAGGGUGUCCGCGCUUUCAGUUCUGGAAUGGUGGACUGUACCAACCCCUUGCCCAUCGGCGGCCUCAGCUACAUCCAGGGCCACACUGACUCCCAUCUUGUGAACAAAACUGUGGGCGAAUGCCUUGAUGCCACGGCGCAGAGGUUCCCCAACAGAGAGGCUUUGGUUAUCAUCCAUGAAAACAUCAGGCUGAACUUUGCACAGCUCAAGGAGGAGGUGGACAGAGCUGCUUCUGGUCUUCUGAGUAUUGGUCUCCGAAAAGGUGAUCGGCUGGGUAUGUGGGGACCCAACUCCUAUGCGUGGGUGCUCAUUCAGCUGGCCACUGCCCAAGCAGGCAUCAUCCUGGUGUCUGUGAACCCAGCCUACCAGGCCUCAGAACUGGAAUAUGUCCUCAGAAAGGUAGGCUGCAAAGGUAUUGUGUUCCCUAAACAAUUCAAGACCCAGCAGUACUACAACAUCCUGAAGCAGGUCUGUCCUGAGCUAGAAAAGGCCCAGCCAGGGGCCUUGAAGAGUGAGAGGCUCCCAGACCUGACUACAGUCAUCUCAGUGGAUGCUCCUUUGCCGGGGACCCUGCUCCUGGAUGAAGUGGUGGCAGCCGGUGGCAAGGAACAGAACCUAGCCCAGCUGCGGUACCACCAGGGGUUCUUGUCCUGUUAUGACCCCAUCAACAUCCAGUUUACCUCGGGGACAACUGGAAACCCCAAGGGGGCCACUCUUUCCCACCACAACAUCGUAAACAACUCCAACCUGAUUGGCCAGCGUCUGAAGAUGCCCGCGAAGACUGCAGAGGAGUUGCGCAUGGUCCUGCCCUGCCCCCUGUACCACUGCCUGGGCUCCGUGGGGGGCACAAUGGUGUCUGUGGUGCAUGGUGCCACCCUCCUCCUGUCUUCUCCAAGCUUCAAUGGCAAGAAGGCACUGGAAGCCAUCAGCAGAGAGAAAGGCACCCUCCUAUACGGCACACCCACGAUGUUUGUGGAUAUUCUGAAUCAGCCAGACUUCUCCAGUUACGAUUUCACGACCAUACGUGGAGGUGUGAUUGCCGGGUCCCUGGCACCCCCGGAAUUGAUUCGAGCCAUCAUCAGCAAGAUGAACAUGAAGGAGCUGGUGGUUGUUUAUGGAACCACAGAGAACAGUCCUGUGACCUUCAUGAACUUUCCCGAGGACACCCUGGAGCAGAAGGCUGGAAGUGUAGGCAGAAUUAUGCCUCACACGGAGGCCCAGAUCGUGAACAUGGAGACCGGGGAGCUGACCAAGCUGAACAUGCCUGGAGAGCUGUGCAUCCGAGGGUACUGCGUCAUGCAGGGCUACUGGGGCGAGCCACAGAAGACCUUCGAAACGGUUGGGCAAGACAGAUGGUAUCGGACAGGGGACAUUGCCUCCAUGGAUGAGCAGGGCUUCUGCAGGAUCGUGGGCCGAUCGAAGGACAUGAUCAUCCGCGGUGGUGAGAACAUCUACCCUGCAGAGCUGGAGGACUUCUUCCACAAGCACCCACAGGUGCAAGAAGCGCAGGUGGUUGGGGUGAAGGACGAUCGGAUGGGGGAGGAAAUCUGCGCUUGCAUUCGGCUGAAGAGCGGAGAGACCACCACGGAGGAGGAGAUCAAAGCUUUCUGCAAAGGAAAGAUUUCCCAUUUUAAGAUUCCCCGAUACAUCGUGUUUGUGGAAGGCUAUCCUCUCACUGUCUCAGGAAAGAUCCAGAAAUUCAAACUCCGAGAGCAGAUGGAACAACAUCUAAAACUGUGAAGCAAAGGAGGGCCCUCCCAGCCCUCCCAGAGCCCCUCAGUCCUCCCACACAAAGGAGGAUCCUCCCAGACUUUCCCAGACCUCUAACACAAAGGAGAGCGGUCCUAGCCCUUCCCAGCCUGCCCAGGCCUUCCUCAAUCCUCCCACACAAAGGAUCCUCCCAUACCCUUCCCAGCCCUCCCAGAACCUCUCCGUCCUUCCACACAAAGGAGGGUCCUGGGUCCUCCUCAUGCCGCUUGUCAUCUUUGCGACUUGGCAUAAAGAGUGUUCCCUGUUUGGCCAGUGUCUGGCUGCUGUGCUCUCUCUGUAGCUCCUGUGGGAUAGAGAAGGGAAGAGACAGGAGGGCAGCCAGCUCCUUCACACCUAAUCUCACAGCGUUUUGCUGUGCAUUAGUUACUUAAUCUAAGCCCCACUCUGACCUCUUGAAAUUCCAAGCCACCCCCAUUUUUUCUGCUGCCUUUCUUUUUCUUUCUCUCUCUCUCUCUCUCUCUCUCUCUCUCUCUCUCUCUCUCUCUCUCUCUCUCUCUCUCUUUCUUCUUUCUUUCUUUCUGUUUUUUGUUGUCUUCCCGUGAGACAGGACCUCACUCUGUGCCCCUGGUUGUACAGGGUAGAUCAGGCUGGUUUUGAACUCACGGAGUUCUCAUUGCCUCUGGAGUGCUGGGAUCAGUCCUUUGUGCUACCAUGCCUGGUUUUUGCAUGCUUUACUCAUUUGAUCAUUUUUUCAAAUCGUUGCCACAGAUCAGUCCUGAAAUAAGUGUUCGGUUUUGCUUCUUUGUUUCCUGAGGCUGGGAAUCCUAAAGCCCCUCAUGAAUAGAUAAGGACCUUCCCACUGGCCUACACUCCCGGCCCAAUAAUUAUUGAUUUUUUUUUUAAAUAACAGUUUUGAGUGCUGGAGAGGGGGCUCGGUGGUUGAGAGGACUGGCUGCUCUUCCAGAGGAUUCGAGUUGGAUUCUCAGCACUCUUUUUGGCAGCUCACAACUACCUUUGAGUCCACCUCCAGGGGAUUGACGAUCUCUUCUGGCCUUCCAGACCCCUCCCCCCCCAGCACGUGGUAUAUGCUUACAUAGACGUAUGCAAAUAAAUAAAAAUAAAUCCAUAAACUAGCA